Fusarium keratoplasticum is the source of this 2943-nucleotide messenger RNA. RefSeq names its product 2OG-FeII-Oxy-3 domain-containing protein. Lineage: Eukaryota; Fungi; Ascomycota; Sordariomycetes; Hypocreales; Nectriaceae. The transcript has 6 exons. The record is from RefSeq and is a predicted model, not a curated record. Bases 1 to 2943 code for a protein of 980 amino acids.
AUGGCAUCUGAGCCCAUGUCCGGCGUCAAGGUUGAGGCAUCUGACGUCAAAGUUGAGAUGCGCGACCGUGAUGCUACUUCUCACACAAUCUCGAGUGACCCCAGCGACCUCAAGGAUGAACUCCUCCAGGCUAUCGAGAGCAUCCAAGUGGAUGGCACAUUUGCGUCCUCAUCCGCCGUGAAUCGCCUCUCGGCGGGCGUAUUCGUUCAUGGCGUCGGCGAUAUCGCAACACCACUCAGCGAGUUUCAUGCAUGCCAGAUGAUCGCCAAGGCCCACCAAGCACCCUACGGCAAAGGCAGCGAUACCAUCGUCGACACUGCCGUGCGCAACACAUGGGAAUUGGAUCCAAGCCAGUUCGAGCUGCGAGAUCCUACGUGGACGGCUCAGGUUCAAAUCUUGUGUAAACAAGUUGCAAAGACUCUGGGCAUCAAUGGAACCAUCAAGGCUGAGCUAUACAAGAUGCUCAUCUACGAAAAGGGUGCCAUGUUCAAGGCACACACUGACACUGAAAAGAUACCUGGCAUGUUUGGCACACUCGUCGUUUGUCUGCCGUCAACCCAUCAGGGCGGAGACGUGGUACUUAAACACAACGGCCAGGCGCACGUCUUCAGGUCGUCGGCCUAUCCCCAAUCUUGUGCCUUCUGGUACUCGGAUGUCUCACACGAGGUCCUCCCCGUCACCUCUGGAUAUCGCUGGGUUCUCACUUACAACCUGGCUCUCGACCCGGCCCAGCCGCGCCCCUCGGCGAGUCUCAUUAGCCAGGUCAACACUCAGCCACUUAGACAAGCGCUGAACCGCUGGCUUGCCCAAGAUCCAACGACACGCGAGAAUGAGUAUUUCUACCACGUUCUGGACCACGACUACACCGAAGCCAGCAUUUCUCUCAAUGCGUUAAAGGCCCAUGAUCUAGUUCGUGUACAAGCCCUGAAGGAAGAGUGCAGCAAGCUUCCCGUCGACGUCUACCUCGCGCUCCUCGAGAAGAUGGAAACGGGAAGCGUCGAGUAUUGCCCUGAUCCCUACGAUAGGAGGAGCUUUUACCGCGGUGGCUAUUAUAGUGGCUAUGGUGGCUACAUCGAAGACGACGACGACGACGAGGAUGAAGACGGCUUCCACGCACUCGACGAGGUUAUAGAGUCUUGGCACAAAGUCUUGACUCUUGUCGACCUGGACGGUCACACUGUAACCAAGGGUCUAGAGCUUGAUGAAGACGACAUUCUCCAGGAAGACGCCUUUGAGGACGUUGAUGGACAGGAGGAGUAUGAAGGGUACAUGGGGAACUCGGGACCAAUGGCGACACACUGGUAUCGCUUAGCGACCGUUGUCAUUGCUCCCCACGACUCUCUUCCCUCUUUAUUUGCCGGUAACAGCGUAUCACCAUCGCCAGUGGCACACCUCGCCCGCAGAUGUUUGCUCCCUCGGGCACCAGAGUCUCUCUUCGUCGCACUCGACAGUAUCUUGAGCGAGACGUGGAACCCCACGGGAACCCCAGGCUACCAGGCAUCUUUGGAUGCGGCAGCCGUGCAGGAAGUCGUCAGAGUUGCAUUGCAACGCGAACGAUAUGAUCUACUUGACAAAACGAUGGCCUUGAGCCCUAGGAAGCUGGAGCCUGGUCUCUGGGACUGGAUCAAGGAGUGGUUAAAUGGGGGUGAUGUCAACCAACGCUUCAAGGCCAUUCAGAAAGGGAUUACCUCGGCUGUUCUCUUGGGUACUGAUCUCGGCCAGCGGGCUGAGGCCAUCACCAGACUGGUUCCCAUCCCUGACCAACUCUCGAGCAUCGAACCAGCUGCGCUUGAGUGGGCUCGCGAAACCACGCGCCAGUGCUUGGAGAGCAGUGCCACCAAUGUUCUGGGCAGCUUAGAUGGGCCAUCCAUGGUAGACCUUGCGUUCUACUUUGACGACCCUUUGGCCUUCCUCUCGGAGACCGUGGCACCCAUCAUCACCAAGCACAAGGCGUCACUGGCACUCGCUGUCAGCUUCCUAUCUCGACUGAUGGACAAGGCAAGUGACGGCAAGCUACCUAUGGAGAGCUCCCUGCAACUAUACCGAUCCAUCGCCAAGACCAUGAUCGCCUCGGUCGACUUCACAAAGGCACAGAGCCACGUCUCGCUUGACCACUCGGCUAAAAAGGCCCGGUACGGUUGCUCGCUAGACCAACUUGGCCGUGAACUCUCAGUGAGCGCCAGCAUUCGUGAGCUGUCGACCCUGUUUAGGGGCUUGAUAAAGGCUGACACGGAGGCUGAUAACCUCGUCGCGUCUUUUGUCUCCAAGCUUACCUCUGAUUGUCCUGGGAUUAAAGCCACUGAACUUCCUCACUUAUGGAUUCCCUUCCUGCGCAAAGUCGACGCGGCUCUGGAUUAUCCCACCAUGUCGUCAGACGAGUCGUCACGCUAUCAGAAACUCUUGACCACCUUUCUCAAGGCCUAUCUUGACAAGUACGUAGGCCGAGAGCCCGUCUACAACAGAAGCUUGGUACGACCCAGAGUUCAUUGCAACUGUGGCGACUGUGAGCGUCUAAACGAGUUCCUUGUCGAUCGUUCUCGUGAAGUCGGACGCUUCGCGGUUAACAAGCAAAGACGUGCCCAUCUCCACCAAGGGCUUGACAGCGCACAUGUCGACUGCACCCACACGACGGAGCGCAGGGGAUCCCCUCAGACCCUCGUCGUGACAAAGACAUUCAAGCAGAUCGCGCAGCGGCUGCAGAGCUGGACGACUCGCCGCACAGAGGCCACCAAGGAGCUAGUGCGUUUUGACCAGGAUAGACUUAAGAAGCUGCUUGGGGACGAGUACACGGCCAUCACCAACAUGGACCGUAUCCUGGCUGCCCGGAGUGCGCGGCAACCCCUGGCAGAGACGGCCCAGGCUGGCUCCUCGCGAGCACCCGUGGUUGGGGAGAAGCGUAGGUGGUCUGAAGAUAUCGAUGUCAUUGACUUGACUGGUGAGUGA